GCCGCCGUUACCGAGCGAGCAGAGUAAGCGGUGGCCAUGGCGGAGCAGCCAGCGCCAUGCCCCGAAGCGGCGGUCACCGACAAGUGUCCGGAGCCGCCGGCCGUGAGCGCCUCCGCCGAAGGGGUCCCGCCGGUGCCGCGGAGCUGCCCCCACCGGCCCUCUCCGUGCCUUUCUGGGGCGGAGUCUCGCCUAGGGAAGGGGCUGGAAGAGGGGCAGCGUGAAGGAGCAUCUCCCUGCGAGCACCGUCCCUCCCAGAAACGGGCUGGAAGGUUGCGUCCCGCGGGCAGCACGGUUGCGAGUUGUUUCAAAGAGGUGUUACCUACGCUUGUUAUUCCGACUGUUGUACGAAAGUUUCGAAAUACAACAGAUCCAGCUCCUGGUGCUAAAAUAAUAUUCUAUGGCACAGCAGAUGAUCCCGACGUUGCAACUCAUUUGACACAUGGAAUAAAGUCAAUCUCCAAAUCCACUGUAGCUUCACUGAUAAGUCCAGUUGCUAAAAGUGAAUUUCAAGAAAAGCUGCAAGACCUGAAAGAAGCCAUUUACUCCAGUAAUCGUGAAGCACCUUUGGGUAGAUCACAUGAUCAAUCUUCUAAGUUACCUGAGGGCUUGGAUAUAAUUAAUACUACAUUUGGAAUAAAAGUCUUUAAAGAUUUAACAGCUGGAGAGGUUGUAAACCCAUCAAAAACCUUUGAGGAAGUGGAUAAAGAAGCGAGAGAAGGACAUGAGUUGUAUCUGCUGUCACACGAGGAUUAUUACGCGGGGGAACCAGUCAAUAGGAAGUAUAACUCACAUUUCAACAAGUCUUUUGUUUAUGGAAUGGAAACCCCUCACUAUGAAGAUGGGCGAAAUACAGCCAAGACCUUAAAUUGGUUCUUAGACCUGGAUUCGAAAAGAGCACCACACCUUGUGUCAACACAAAGUAAUGAUUUCAAGGAAAAAUACCAGCCUCAGGUUGGAAAAGUUCAUGAUCCUAUAGCAGAUACUAUGAAUGUUCCCCCAGACCAUACAUUUGGAAUGGUGAUCCGCCCAGAUGAAUAUGAUGUUAAUGGCCUUCUUCAUGUCCGGGUUCCGUGUGAGUUCCUCCGUGGGAAGGACAGAGAAAGAGUUAUCUUGAUUGCAGUUCGGCAGUGUCUGAAGAAAGCUAACUAUGAGAAUUUUGAUGUGUUACUAGAAGCAUUAAGACAUUUUGAUAAGAAUGGUGAUGGAAUCUUACACAAAGACAACCUACGAAAGAUCUUUUUUCAGCUGAACAUGAAUCUAGAUGAUGAGCUCCUGGACUUGUUAUUUGACUGCUGUGAUUUGGAUAAGGAUGGUCUGAUUAAUUACCGAGACUUUGCGAACUUUCUGAACUGGAAGGAUAAAAUGGGUGUUAAAGAGUUUGAAGAAAAAAUAAUUAGAAAAGGGGAAAAAUUAGAUGCCUGUCUUCCCAAAGACACAAAGAAAGAGGAUGAACCACUGCCGGAACAGGAAGAUCUUGAGUUAAAAGGAUCAGGAAGCUCAGAAAAGAUGUCUAAACCACUUAAAAGAUCAACAGACAGUGUAUAUACAAAUUAUCAAACGUCAUCUUCUCAGUAUAAUGCUAUAGUAGGUGGUAUCCCAACAUCCUGUUAUCCAUUGUGUGGUGUUCCAACUAUUCGUUCAGAUAUUCCUGCUCCUCGAAUUCGCCGCCUCGCUGACACAACUAAUUAUGGUGACCAGGGCAGUAGUUUUGCAGUAUUGUUCCCUUCUGUCUUCAGUCAAAAGGGAGUGUAUGAAAAAGAUCUUUUAAAAAAGAGACCAAAAGCAGAGAUUAAACAAAUUCUCCACAAUAUGGGCAUGAAUGUUGCAGAUGAAAGAUUUGAAGAAAUAUGGAAGCAAGUGUGUACAAAACAUGAGAUAAAAGAGCUUUGUGAUUGUGAAGAAAGUAUGUGGGAUAUACUGAAUAAGAUACAUGAAUCACGCAUAAAAUUCUAGUCUCUGAUUCUAGUCUCUGGAUACUUCUUUUAUUUAACAUCAGUCAUAAUUCUAAUGCUUAAUAAAUAAUAAACAAUAAAUAUUUAUAUGUGUAUUGUC
Messenger RNA from Oenanthe melanoleuca, 2052 nucleotides. RefSeq names its product EF-hand domain family member B (gene EFHB). Gene Ontology annotation, molecular function: calcium ion binding. The coding region runs from base 37 to 1953 and encodes 638 amino acids. The record is from RefSeq and is a predicted model, not a curated record. NCBI's taxonomy places the organism in Eukaryota, Metazoa, Chordata, Aves, Passeriformes, Muscicapidae. The transcript is spliced from 13 exons.